CAUCACGCAUCUUACGUAGAGACAAUGUCCGUUCGUUUGCGCCAUGAAACACCGGUGCAGAUCAAGUUUUGACAUGAAGGUGUGAGGAACGACACUCAGGAGAUUUAACGUUGAUGUGUUUAUUCUCGCCUGCGUUUGAGUCCAUUCGUGCGAUAUGUCUGUGUCCAGCACCCCCACCAGUAAUGAUGCUUGUCUAAGCAUCGUUCACAGCCUCAUGUGCCAUCGACAGGGUGGAGAGAGCGAGUCUUUCGCCAAGAGAGCCAUAGAGAGUUUGGUGAAGAAGCUGAAAGAGAAGAAAGAUGAGUUAGACGCUCUGAUUACUGCCAUCACGACGAAUGGUUCUCACCCCAGUAAAUGUGUGACUAUACAGCGCACGCUAGACGGCAGACUACAGGUGGCUGGUCGUAAAGGAUUUCCUCACGUAAUGUAUGCUCGACUGUGGCGAUGGCCAGACUUGCACAAGAAUGAACUGAAGCACAUGAAAUACUGUCAGUUUGCCUUUGACCUCAAAUGCGACAGUGUUUGUGUGAACCCGUACCACUACGAAAGGGUCGUGUCCCCCAGCAUUGAUCUGUCUGUACUUACACUAGGUGGCCCAGGCCCAAGUGGGGAAGUGAUGGUGAAGGAUGAAUUCGAGGGUCAGUCGUCUCAUUCUGCUGCUGAUGGUGGUCACAGUAGUCAAACUAUCCAGCACACUGCUGCCUCCUCUGCCCCGGCUGACACGUUCAACAGCCCCGUCCAACUGCCCCCAACUGACUCUGCAAGCUCCGCCUCUACCUCUGCAUUCACCAGUAUGAUGGUCGGACCAACAAAUGUCCCCAGCUCCUGGCCUAGAGGAAGCAGUUUCCCCCCCGGUAUCCCAAAUCAGAACGGCCACCUACAGCAUCAUCCGCCACUGCCCCAUACCGGCCAGUACUGGUCAGUGCAUGGUGAACUGGCUUUCCAACCUCCAGUUUCCACCCAUCCAGCUCCAGAUUACUGGUGCUCUAUCGCGUACUUUGAGAUGGAUAUUCAGGUAGGCGAGACUUUUAAGGUCCCGUCCAACUGUCCCAUCGUAAUGGUGGAUGGUUAUGUGGACCCAUCAGGUGGAGAUCGCUUCUGUCUUGGGCAACUGAGUAACGUUCACCGCACAGAGGCAAUAGAGAGAGCCAGGCUUCACAUUGGUAAAGGAGUUCAGCUGGAGUGUAAAGGCGAGGGGGAUGUGUGGGUGCACUGUCUCAGUGAUCACGCUGUGUUUGUCCAGAGUUAUUAUCUGGACCGGGAGGCUGGACGAGCUCCGGGAGAUGCUGUCCACAAAAUUUACCCCAGUGCUUACAUCAAGGUGUUCGAUUUACGGCAGUGUCAUCGGCAAAUGCAGCAGCAGGCAGCUACUGCUAAGGCUGCAGCAACUGCGCAGGCGGCUGCAGUGGCGGGAAACAUCCCAGGCCCUGGGUCAGUGGGCGGCAUCGCUCCUGCUAUCAGUCUGUCUGCCGCGGCGGGUAUUGGCGUGGACGACCUGCGGCGUCUCUGCAUCUUGCGCAUGAGUUUCGUGAAGGGCUGGGGACCAGAUUACCCUCGCCAGAGCAUCAAAGAGACCCCAUGCUGGAUUGAGAUCCAUUUACACCGGGCUUUACAGCUCCUGGACGAGGUUCUGCACACCAUGCCUAUUGCCGACCCGCACCCUAUGGACUAAUCCUGAAACACUCAUAACCUCCAACCUUAUUAGAAUUCAUACAGCUCAAAAUGACUCAAAUGACUUUCUGCAGCAGCUCCACAGAGUUGUUACAUCAUCUCUAUCGGAACGUUAAAAACCAGCAAUAGUACAAACCCUAACUCUUUUGUUUCAAACAGUACUGUAUAUCAAAAUUACACUUUUUAAAAACUCAUUACUAGACUAUGAAGUUUGAUGAUCGAACAGGACCCUAAAUACUUGUAUAAAGCUCUAUUUGGGGAAGUUCAGAGACUUGCAUUAUGUUGUAUUUUAUCAAAUGGUGUCAUGAGUUUACUGCCAUAAACAUACAGUGGUCACGUACACAACAGAUAAAUAUUGUUGUCACUCCUCGUAAUCACGUUCUGUACACACAUUGGCCUUUUUUAAGAAAUGCGAGCACAAAGAAUUUGGAAUUUUGUAAAUUUUGCAUGAAACCAUUCAUAUGUAAAUUGCAGUAGGGAAAUGAGUGCAACAUUUCAGGUAAAAAUAAUACUUUUAUGCAUGGUUUACUCGAUUACAUAAAUUGCUGCGUUAAUUAAAUAAAAAAGAAAAACAUUUGUUCAGUUAGUGUUUCGUGUUACAUUCUAAAGUAAACGGAUCAGUAAAGUUCAGUUAUUUAUGGUAACGACGACUGCAUUUAACUACCGAAUUUCGAGUUUUGUAAAUUGUGCGUAAAACGUAUCUUAUUUAAGAUGCUGCAGUGAAUUGAAUGCAACAUUUUUGGUUUACACUCAAUAGCAUAAAUUGUUGCUUUCAAUUAAACUAGACCAUUUUUUUUACGUACGAUUUACAUAAUUGGUUAGCUAAUGAUUCAUGAUAGUUCGUAAUACCAUUCUUCUGUAAAUUGUCACAUUCACAGUUUAUGAAUAAUUUCCACAGAAAUACUAGACGUUCACAUCGUGUUUCAUGAAUGAGCCCUAAAGAUCAGUUAUUUAUGGUAAUGACAACUGCAUUUAACAACUGUAUUUCAUGUUUUGUAAAUUGUGCAUAAAACAUGUAUUAUGUAAAUUGCGGCAUUUCAGGUAAAAAUAGUUUAACGAACGCUUUACACUGGAUUACACAAAUUGUUGCAUUUAAUUCAACAUGACAAUUUCUGUAAGAAUGAUUUUACAAACGAUUUACACACAUUUGUUCAGUUAGUGUUUCAUGAUAGUUCACAACACCAUUCUUACCUAAAUUGUCAAAUUCACAGUUUUCGUUGAUUUUACAAACAAUUUACAUAGCAAUACGUUCACCUUGCGUUUCAUGAAUGAUGCACAAAGUUUGGUUGUUUAACCGAAUUCACUUCCGAAAAAUUCAGGUCGUUACAACUACAUUUACCUUAAAUCUACGCAAUCUGACAUUUGUUUAAAAUGUGGUUGUCUGUACCAAAACUUUAGUGUGUGUGUGACCAGAGUAUUUUCCUUUUGUGUUUUUGUACUCUUAUACAUUAUUUUAUACAUUUGAUAAAGCUAACGUUUACUUAUUUGUAUCAAGCACUUGGUUACUUCAUAUCACCUGUAAAGACUUUUGUAUCCAUGUACUGAUUCAGGGGCUCCGUCUUAAUAUUAAAUAUCACUACUCUGCCUCUGUAGUGCUGAUUCAAUCAGAGAUCAGACAAAUGAGAGCAGACACUAUGAUAACGACUCAUCUUGCCUCCAGGCAAACAGUUUUAUCAGUGUUAUGAUAAGAGAAAUAUGAUUUUUUUGAGAUGGGGCCCUAAGUGCAACUCUUUUGUAUAGAACUGUCCACUCCGUUGACACAGACGGGUUAGAUUGGAUAUCUUUAAUACGGAGUAACUGAUUGUUAUUUUCCUAACGAAGAUGUUUUUUCUGGCAUUUCUUUACUUUGAUGAUGUUUAUUUUUUGUGAUGCAUGUUUAUGAUGACAUAGAGACGGAACCACCUGUGAUAAUUAUCAUGUCAAGCAGUAGGCAACAGUAGUACAGAAUGGCAUACCAAUACAUUAUUUUGCAGUAUGUAUCUGUUCACAGUAUGCACAUUUUCUGUAUGCAUGGAAUACCCGGAUGUCCUACAUUUGUCAAAAUGUGCCGUAUACAAACAGAGCACACUGCACUGAUUUACUAAGAAUAAAUAAAUAAAAACAUACCUUUUAAUCUUCAACCGAUAACUUGCAACGUAGUGAGGUCAUGUGACAGCAACAUAUACACUACUGUUUUUAGCACUCGUUGCAUAUUGCUAACUUUUUCACUUAUUAAAAUUAAAAAAAAAAUUGUAGAUACUGUGCAGAAUGCAGUAUACCAGUAUUCCUGCGUGUCAAACAGAGACAGUUAAGGUGUGUGUACAAGUGAAAGACGUUAAACUGGUUGUUCUAGCCAGGGGGAUUGUUUUUGUUUCUUCACAUUUUAGAGCCUUUUCCUUCUUUUUAUCUGUUAAUGUACAUCAGUGUCAUGGACCUCAUCUGCUCAACAUGUUUGUUAUUACCGCAUGACUGCACCGUUCUAUCCCAGGACUAUAUACUGUAUUAGUACAGUAAUUAUAAGUGUCAUUUGUCACAAGAACACAAAACUAACUUUCAAACAAAGGGCCAUUUGACCACAAAGUGGCUUGUUACAACACUGACAAUUACACGUUAAUAUCUGGUUUGUAUUAUUAUUAUUAUUUAGAAGGUGUUUGGUUACAGUAUAAAAUUGCAUUGUUUUGUUUUUUUACGUAAAAUUAAAAUGCCACAGAUACACAAUGAUUAAUUGUAUUUGCCAGGGCAAGCAGCACCAUUUUUACUGUCAUAUCAUUUCAACCCCUUACCUGCGUAUUAAC
This is a messenger RNA of Xyrauchen texanus (razorback sucker), 4445 nucleotides long. It is a transcript of the gene smad4b, whose product is annotated as SMAD family member 4b. Gene Ontology annotation, cellular component: heteromeric SMAD protein complex. Gene Ontology annotation, biological process: anatomical structure morphogenesis; transforming growth factor beta receptor signaling pathway; SMAD protein signal transduction. Gene Ontology annotation, molecular function: RNA polymerase II cis-regulatory region sequence-specific DNA binding; I-SMAD binding; DNA-binding transcription factor activity, RNA polymerase II-specific. The transcript is spliced from 11 exons. The record is from RefSeq and is a predicted model, not a curated record. NCBI's taxonomy places the organism in Eukaryota, Metazoa, Chordata, Actinopteri, Cypriniformes, Catostomidae. The coding region runs from base 155 to 1672 and encodes 505 amino acids.